Messenger RNA from Tetrahymena thermophila SB210, 3500 nucleotides. RefSeq names its product cyclic nucleotide-binding domain protein. Lineage: Eukaryota; Ciliophora; Oligohymenophorea; Hymenostomatida; Tetrahymenidae. The transcript has 2 exons. The record is from RefSeq and is a predicted model, not a curated record.
GAUUUAAUAAUUUAUACAAAAAAACUAAAUAACAAAAAACUAAUAAAUACCUUAACAUUAACUAUUUAUUAUUCAAUUGAGCUUUUUUUUAAUGAUUGAAUAACCGAGCGAUAAAUAAUAAGCGUAUUCAAUAAAUUAUUUGUAAGCUCCUAUUUAAAUGUCAUUGGAAAACAUUUCUCCUAUAGACAGCGAUAGGGAAAUACCUUUAAAGAUUGAAGAUGCUUUGAUAUUUGGAAGCUAAUCUAAAUUAAACUAAGAUGAGAUUGAAAAGAUGAACAAAAAUAUAGUUAGAUAAUUCAACAAGUAAACUACGUUAGAAGAAAUUGAAAAUCCAUUUCUUAGUAUGGAUGAUAAAAUAAAAAAUGCUUUGAUGGCUCUAAAAAAGCCAAUUUAUUAGCGCAAUUUGAAAGAAUAAAAAGCCAUUAUUAGAGUGAUAGAAUCAAAUCAGUUUAUUUAAAAAACUAAAUUAUAUAAUAAAUCCUUAUUAAACUAAAUUUCAAACUGUGUUUAAUUAGAAAAAAUUCAAAAAGGCAAACCUGUGUUUUGGUAUGGAGAUCGUCCAGAUAAAUUCUACUUAAUUGUAAAGGGUAAAGUGAGUGUUUUAGUGCCUAAAUCUAAAAAUGAAAUUGCAUAAAUCAAAGAAGAGCUUUAGAAUAAUUCUUUCUCAAGUAAUUCUAUUGAGAGUCCUUUAAAAAAAAUGACACAUGAAUAGAAUCAGUAUUCACUUCUUCUGAACUUUCCUAAUAUAAGCACAAAUAAAAAUAAUAUAAAAAAAUUAGAUAAAAGUAAUGAUUUUGAAAAAUCUUAACACUCCCUAGAUAGUUCAAAGAAUUAUGAUGAAUAUAACUCUCCCUUAACUGCAAUGCAGUCUAGGAAGAAGUCUAAUUUUUCGCAAAUUAACAGCGAAAGGCAAAUUAAAAUUAAUCAAAAUAUUAAAAAAAUCACAACAGUAUCUCCUUUUUAACCCGCUCUACAAAUAAAGAAAAAUAUAUUAUUGAAAAAAAAAAGACUAGAUGAUUACUAGUAUUAAGAUCAUGAUGUAAUUAUUCCUGGCAUCCCUUUAACUCGCUAAGAAAUAUUUAACUGGAAAUAAUAUUUUUUAGUAGAAGAUGAAGUUACUAUUAUGAAAUAUAACCACAUCAAAUUUUUAACAGAUGGAGAAGUUUUUGGUGAUUUUGGACUUUUGAUAAGAAAACCACGUUCUGCUACGAUACUAGCUGUUCAAGAUACUAUCGUCCUUUCCAUAUAAAAGUCUGAUUAUGAAGAACUCAUCAGGGAAAUAUCUUACAAUAAGAUGGAAAAGAAGGUGAAAUUUUUUUAAUAAAGCCUCUGCUUUAAUGAGAAUAAGAUUAAGCCUGAAUAAUUAAAUUAAAUUGUCUUAGAUUUUUCUACUAAGAUUAAACUUAAUUAAGGGUGGAAUCUUUUCUAGGAAGGAGAUCCCACAGAUUCUCUUUAUUUAAUAAAGAAAGGAGAGCUUUAAUUAUCGAAACAUAUAAGAUUUACUUAUAAUGAGACAACUUAAUAAUAUUCAUAUGACAUCGAGAGUAAUCAUAACAACUUGAAUGAUUCUCUGACAAAUCCAUCUACAUCGAAGAAAGGAAAACUAAAGACAUGCUAAUUAGAUUAUAUAAUAGUUUCAGCAAAAGAAUUUAUUGGAUCAGAAGAUCUUUUUUACAAUAAAAAGUUUCGUACAUACACUGCAAAAUGCUUGACAGAUGUAACAGUUUAUGUAAUAUAAAAGAGCUAAUUACUAAAGCUAAUAAAUGAGUUUUUUUUCUUCAAAAUUGCCAUGCAAAAAUAUGCUCACUCAAAAUUAGAGCAUCAUUUAGAGAGAAUAGAUAGUGUAGCCUCAGCAAAGAAGCUCAAUCUAGAACUAAAUUAAAAAAAUAUAAAUACUUUUAGAAGUAGUUCUUAGAAGGAUUUUGGAGCUCCUAAUAAUUCUGAACGAAAGAGUUUUUUCUGUAGAAACACUACUCAAAAUUUUAUGUAACAAUUUUUGCCUCAAUAAAAUUUUUAGUCUAAGACACUAGUACUAUCUUUGAAAAAUAGUUCUUCAAAUAUUUAAGGAGCAAAUAAGUCAGAACAAUCUUUUAAAAAUUUUUAAGAUAAUUAGUAAUAAAAUCCCAAUAUGUAUUAUAAUCACAUUCCUUCACUUUAAUUGAUUGAUGAAGGUUCUCAGUAACAAAAUGGUAGCAUCUAAUAAAAUGGAUACUUAAGCAGCCAAAAAAGAUUACAACAUAAAUAACCAAUAAUGAGUGAGUAAAAUAAUAACUAGAAUAAUGAAGAUUUAAAAUUAAUGUUCGAAGACAUCGAUAUAUUCAGAAACGUUUAAACUUAUAGCGAUGAGCAUAUUGAGGAUGAAGGAUAACCUACCUCACCUUCAGGGUAAAAUUAAUUUUGGUUUGACUAGGGCUUGAAAACAUAGCUUGAUAAAAAAAUUAAUCAUCAAAUAAAAGAAAAAGAUCCCUCUUACAUUAAAAAAGUAAGACAAACAUUUAAAGGAAAUAUGGAAUGUAGUAGAUAUGGUUUGUUAGAAAAAAGACUUAAUAAACUGAUUUCUUCCAAACCAAAAUUAAUAUCAACUGUUUUUAAUUAACUUUAAUAAACAAAAACUGUAUCAAAUGAGCAGAGUACUCAAAUACCUUUAAAUAAUGUAUAAAAGCAUAAAAGCAGCAUGAAUUUGCUAUAAGUAAAAAAGUAAGAGUCCAUAUCUCCAGAAAAAAUUUCUGCUACUUCAAUAUAGUUCUAAAGUUAGAGACAAAUAGAAUUAGGAUAACCAAAAUAGCUUGACAAAUUUUUAGAUAUGCAAAGCUCUAUUUCUAAAAUAAAAUCUUAAAUGACUACUCCAAGAUAAUAAAAAUUAAAGAAUUUUUAUAUGCUUGUUGAUUAAAAUGACUUAGAGAGCAACGACUAUCAAAUUGAUAUUGAUCUUCAUAAGAAAAAGAAAUGUGAAAAAUCAAAAUCCAUAUUUUUGUCAACUGAGCAUAAUUCACAAAAUAGCAUCGAUCACUUUUAACUCUAACCUAUCUAUUAAUGCCAAAAGUUAGGUAAACCUUUAUAAAAUAAAACUAUUUAGAAGUAAUAAAGUCAUAGCUUUACAGUUCCACUAUAGUCUCCUUCAUAAGAAUAAGCAAUAUCCAAAAAAAAAUUUGAUAAACUAAAUCUAGAAAUUACAAACUCAAACUCAAAAUCGAACUUCGCAAGUCCUAGAUUAUCUAUUGAUUUAAUGCAAAAGAGUCGAGAAGAAUAAAAAAUGUUUACUCAUAAUAUUGGUUUUAGAAGUCAUAGAUCUUAAAAAGAAUUUUAGAGUGUGAAAAAGAAAAAUGACUUUUUUCAAAGCGAUUACUUCGAAAUUAAAGGAUUUUCUAAAAAAAAAGAAGAAUUCUUAGUCAGCUGAAAGUUUAAUAAAAAUAUGUAUUAAAUAUAUUAUUCAAUUUUAAAAUAAUUAUUUUUGAUUAAAAGUAUUAUUUAUGUUAUUUAUUUAUUUAUAUCAAAUAUGU